AAUUGCAAAUACUCAACUGGCACAAUUGCAACUUAGACACCGUAGUAAACGCGGAUACGAAUUUACUUAGAGACUUCGAAAUGCUGCAUCAAUCUAAGCGCACGCGUUGCGCACGGCCGCGGACGUUAACCGCGUUUAUUUUUAUAGCCUUCUGCUGCAUUGAUGCGUCCAGCGGGUAUGGCCAUUACGGCGGUGGUGGCGGUUAUGGCGGCGGCGGAGGUGGUGGCGGUGGUGCAGGCGCAAGUAGUUCCGCCUCCGCAAGUGCAAGCAGUUUUGCCUCAGCUGGUGCUGGAGGGCACGGUGGUAGCUGGGCGAGUGAUAACACAAUUGGUGGCGGUGGCGCUUCCAGCGGCGUUGUUAGCAAUCCAUUUUUGACAGGUAAAGGUGCGGGAAGCCCCGGCGGCCUAACAAUAUCAAUUAACAGAGAGGGCAGCGGAUUAAUAAGUGGUUUGCUCAAUGGCUUAGGAAAAUUACAUGGCGGUGUUAUUGGUGCACUUGGCGGUGGAGGUGCAGGUGCAGGUGGCGGUGGAGCUGGUGGAGGUGGAGGCGGUGCUGGUGGAGGUGGCGGAGGUGGCGGUGCAGGUGGCGGCGGUGGUGGUGGUGGUGCAGGUGGUGGCGCUGGAGCCGGUGGUGGCGCUGGAGCCGGUGGAUUUGGUGGUUUCGGUUCAGGCUGUGCAAACGGAAGAUGCGGUAGGCCAAACAGUGGCGGUUAUGGCAGUGGCGGUGGCGGCAGUGGCUGUAGUGGCCCAUCGUGUGGCAGUGGUGGUGGUGCUGGAAAACCCAUUUCACCGCCGAGCUCUAUUUAUCUACCGCCUGUACAAUCUCCUGGUGGACAAAGUGGAGGCUGUCAGAGUGGAAGUUGUGGACGACCUGGCUCGCCUGGUAGUCCAGGAGGAUUAGGUGGUCCCGGCGGUUUUGGCGGUUCUGGUGGAACUGGUGGUAUUGGAGGAGCUGGCGGAUUUGGAGGAUCUGGUGGUUUUGGAGGAUCCGGUGGACACGGAGGCAGUGGUGGAGCACCUGGCGCACCCGGCAGCCCAGGCGGUUCUGGAUAUCCAGGUGGUCCAGGAGGAUUAGGUGGUCCCGGCGGUUUUGGCGGUUCCGGUGGAACUGGAGGUAUUGGAGGGGCUGGUGGAUUUGGAGGAUCUGGUGGUUUUGGAGGAUCCGGUGGACACGGAGGCAGUGGUGGAGCACCUGGCGCACCCGGCAGCCCGGGCGUUUCUGGAUAUCCAGGUGGACCCGGAGGGGCCUCUGGUGGUUUUGGUGGUGCUGGUGGUCAUGGUUUUGCUGGUGGCGCUGGUAGUGCUGGCGGGCCUGGUAGUCCUGGCGGACCUGGUGGUCCUGGUGCACCUGGUAGUUCUGGUGGUCCUGGCGGUUCUGGUGGCCCUGGAGGUUCUGGUGGCUAUGGUGGUAAAGGUGGUUACGGUGGCGCUGGCGGAAUUGGCGGUGGAGGACACGGUUCUGGAUUCCCAGGCGGUUCUGGUAGCCCUGGUAGUUCUGGGGGUCAAGGUUUUCCUGGAGGACCUGGUGGUUCAGGUAGUCCCGGCGGCUUUGGAGGCUCUGGAGGACACGGGAGCUCUGGUGGUAGCGGUGGAUUUGGUGGUAGUGGCGGAUUUGGUGGUAGUGGCGGAUUUGGUGGUAGUGGCGGAUUCGGAGGCUCAGGUGGACACGGUGGAGGCAGCCCUGGUGCUCCAGAAGGACCCGGAUAUCCGGGCGGCCCUGGCAGCCCUGGUGGUUCAGGUUAUCCUGGUGGCUUAGGCGGUCCAGGUAGCCCUGGUGGACCUGGUGGCUUAGGCGGUCCAGGUGGCUCUGGUGGUCUUGGCGGCUCAGGCGGGCAUGGUGGUUCAGGUGGUUUUGGUGGUAGCGGCGGUGGUGGCGCUGAACCUGGCACGCCAGGUGGACCGCCGAGUUUUGGCUGGACAGGUGAAUUAGGAGGGCCACAAGUUCCAGGUUCAGGUGGUACUGGUUGUACGAGUGGCAGUUGCGGUAGUUCGAAGCCUUAUGGUGGCAGUGGUGGCAAUGGCGGUAUCAUCUUUGGACUCUCUGGCUUGGACUCAGCAAGUGCUCACAGUGGAGCGAGCGCAUCAGCGAACGCAGGAGUAGGCAGCGGUAGUCAUGCAUUUGGACUGCCUGGUUCGGGCGGAGGAGGUGGUGGAGGCGGCUGUGGCAGUGGCAGCUGUGGUGGCGGCUGCGCUAGCGGCAAAUGUGGUGGGGGUGGCGGUGGUGGCGGCGGUAAAAGGGGCUAUGGCAGCUCGUGGAGUAACGCCGGCUCCUAUGCCAGCGCCUCAGCCAGCGCACACUCCAGCAGCUUUGCGGGAGGCUAUUAAGUAAAUGGGAAGACGUACUUAGCAAUAGUUGUAGUUUUACUGCUCAUUAUCGUUUGUAUGGAGGAAUGUACAACAUUUGUAAAUAUGUAUAAUAUUUAAUUAAGUAGCCAUAUGAUAAUAUAUAUAAUAUAUAUAUAAUAUAAACUUUUAAUAAAAUUAAUAACUUAACUAAUUGAAAA
Molecule: messenger RNA, 2503 nt
Organism: Anastrepha obliqua
Lineage: Eukaryota; Metazoa; Arthropoda; Insecta; Diptera; Tephritidae
Exons: 2
Coding region: 81-2324 (747 amino acids)
Source: RefSeq, a predicted model, not a curated record